UCCGUGAAGCUCAAGUAUGUCAAGCUUGGAUACCAAUACCUUGUUAACCACAUUAUCACACUCACCCUCGUUCCAAUCAUGCUGGGAGUCUCCAUUGAGAUUCUACGCUUAGGCCCCCAAGAGAUCCUUAAUCUCUGGAAUUCCCUGCACUUCAACCUCGUUCAGAUCCUCUGCUCCGCUUUCCUCAUCAUCUUCGUUGCCACCGUCUACUUCAUGUCAAAGCCACGCACAAUUUACCUCGUUGACUAUGCUUGCUUCAAGCCACCGGUAACAUGCCGGGUCCCCUUCGCCACCUUCAUGGAGCACUCAAGGCUCAUCCUCAAGAACAACCCCAAGAGUGUGGAGUUCCAGAUGAGGAUCCUUGAGCGCUCCGGCCUCGGCGAAGAGACCUGUCUUCCUCCUGCCAUUCACUACAUCCCUCCCAAGCCUACCAUGGAGGCGGCUCGCGGCGAGGCCGAGCUUGUCAUCUUCUCAGCCAUGGACUCUUUGUUUAAGAAAACCGGCCUCAAGCCUAAGGAUAUCGACAUUCUCAUAGUGAAUUGCAGCCUCUUCUCUCCAACUCCUUCCUUGUCCGCCAUGGUUAUCAACAAGUACAAGCUCAGGAGCAACAUCAAGAGCUUCAACCUUUCGGGGAUGGGUUGCAGUGCGGGUCUCAUCUCCAUAGACCUAGCGCGCGAUCUUCUUCAGGUUCAUCCCAAUUCCAACGCCGUGGUUGUCAGCACUGAGAUUAUCACGCCCAACUACUACCAAGGCAACGAGAGAGCCAUGCUUCUUCCGAACUGCUUGUUCAGGAUGGGCGGCGCCGCCAUCCUCUUGUCGAACCGGAGAUCGGAACGGAGAAGAGCCAAGUACAGAUUGGUCCACGUGGUUAGAACUCACAAGGGUGCCGAUGACAAAGCCUACCGUUGUGUGUUCGAGGAAGAAGACAAAGAAGGAAAGGUUGGGAUUUCGCUGUCCAAAGACCUCAUGGCCAUUGCAGGGGAAGCUUUGAAGUCCAACAUCACAACCAUGGGUCCGCUUGUUCUUCCGGCAUCGGAGCAGCUUCUCUUCCUUCUGACACUCAUUGGGAGGAAAAUCUUCAACCCUAAGUGGAAGCCAUACAUCCCUGACUUCAAGCAAGCUUUCGAGCACUUCUGCAUCCACGCGGGUGGACGCGCUGUUAUCGACGAGUUGCAGAAGAAUCUUCAACUGUCGACGGAGCACGUGGAAGCUUCCAGAAUGACCCUUCACAGGUUCGGCAACACUUCGUCUUCUUCUCUGUGGUAUGAACUGAACUACAUUGAAUCCAAAGGGAGGAUGAAGAAAGGGGAUAGGGUGUGGCAGAUUGCUUUCGGGAGUGGGUUCAAAUGCAACAGCGCCGUGUGGAAGUGUAACAAGACCAUUAAGACCCCCAUUGAUGGACCUUGGGCUGAUUGCAUUGAUCGUUACCCUGUUCACAUUCCUGAGAUCGUUAAGCUCUAGACACUCUUACACACGUACAGCCUUUCUUGCUUUCUUUCGAUGAAGAUCAAGAUGAUGAUUAAAUUAGUCAUGUUUUAAGCCCUGUGAUUUGUCUGUCAUACUUGUUAUCUUUCAUAUUUGUAUUAUUGUUAUUUUUCAAUCGACUUACAAGACACUUUGCAUGCAACUUCUUUGUGGAUUCAAAAUACAACUCCAAUUUCCUAAGCUUGUAAUUAGGACUUGAUCAUCAAGUGUCAGAAGUAAUUCAAGUGUAUGUAUUUGUGUAAUUAAUUGAGUCGUCAGAUCGAAUCACUGUAACAUUAUUAAACCGGUGAUAAUAAAUUAGUAAUUGCCUGUUUGUGCACUAAAA
Messenger RNA from Arachis ipaensis, 1810 nucleotides. Its product is annotated as 3-ketoacyl-CoA synthase 6. Gene Ontology annotation, biological process: fatty acid biosynthetic process. The record is from RefSeq and is a predicted model, not a curated record. NCBI's taxonomy places the organism in Eukaryota, Viridiplantae, Streptophyta, Magnoliopsida, Fabales, Fabaceae. Gene Ontology annotation, cellular component: membrane. Gene Ontology annotation, molecular function: acyltransferase activity, transferring groups other than amino-acyl groups.